Molecule: messenger RNA, 4725 nt
Organism: Dermacentor silvarum
Lineage: Eukaryota; Metazoa; Arthropoda; Arachnida; Ixodida; Ixodidae
Exons: 9
Coding region: 1163-2380 (405 amino acids)
Biological process (GO): microtubule-based process; cilium assembly
Cellular component (GO): cytoplasmic dynein complex
Molecular function (GO): dynein intermediate chain binding; dynein light intermediate chain binding
Source: RefSeq, a predicted model, not a curated record
AGCUCGCUCACUGUUGCAUGUUUGCAUAUUUUGUACUCUCGUGUUCACUGCAAGAAAGCGCUAAGCACAGUGUGCACAUGACUUGCACGCCGCUUAAUUGGACCACCUAGAUUAUUUUUGUAACUGGGCUCCGUGCUUUUGGCAAUUCUUAGGAUUUGUAAUAUAUGUCGGCAAGUUGUAUCUCUGUGACUAAUGUAUUGUUCGCCCUCCUGUCCACAUAAUUUGUCAUUUCACCCUUUAGACUCGAGUUGAGCUAUCUUUCUUCUGUUAACAGGGAAGCCAUCUUCCUGUAGCGGUCCAUUUUGUAACAUUGCGAAGUCUGGCUGUUAUAUUUUAUCAUAAGUGACGGGUUUCUCGGCCGUUGAAUAUGAGCUGUUUUACUGUUCCUACAACCUACAGGCUUUGAUGAGUAAGUGUCAUGAAUGGUUUUACUUUCCAUUCCAGGCCAAUACUUUUCUUCUGUUCCUAAGCAUGUUGCGACAAUUUUGCGGAUAUUUAUUCACACAGAGCAGAUAGAACGAAAACUCAAACUUUGGUCAAGUAGGCGUAUCUUGAUACCGUUUACGAAUAUUCAGUAAACAAAUCCCGUGCUGUGCGUGAAUUUGUCUAAACCAAAUCAGUGGAUAAGGUGACAAUAGAUCGUAACUGAUCUUACUAAUUUGUACCGCAUUGAACUUUUCAGCGACUCGUACUUUUUCACCAACCGCCUCAGCAGCAUUCGAGUGGAUGUGGUGUUGCACAUACGUGUAUUGUCAGCAUUAGCACGCAAAUCUUCCACUUACACAGAAUGCCAAAAGUGUGAAGGCAAAUCAGGCUCAAAUCCACAUGGAGUUCCAGAGCUGACACUGAAACUGUACUACAGCGUGGAUAAGUAGCAACUCGAACCAAAGUGUGUGGUAAUUUCUCAUAACAUUGCAAUGUUCGGUGUGCUUACUUGAAUCGCAUUUCCUGUCAUUGGUCUCUGAGCUCGGUGUUUCACGCGUAAACCUUACUCUGUGCGUUGGGGUCGUGGUGAUGCGCUGCCAAGUUUGCCCUCGUACCGGCUCGAAUGCGGUGACCAUGUUCUUCAGAAAAUUCCGCGUCACCGUGAGGACUAGAGACAUUGACUGCGAGUGAACUUUGUGUAUCCGAGCACUUCAAAAGCUUUCGAAGAAAAACGGAGAUGUACUCCACGGAUCGGGAAGAUCAAAAACUGCCCUGCCUCUACGUGCCACUGGGGCUGUCCUUCCUGGCACUCAUCCUCCUGUCGGGGAGGCUGUACGAGGCGAGCAAGGAGAUCGCCUUCCUGCGCGUGGUGCUGGCAGCAUGGAUGCCCUCCGAGUCGGACCUCUUGAUGGGAAGCGGCGACGACCACAAGAGCCUCGUGUUGGACCGCACACGACAGACGUUGACGAACCUCAAGGGCGACCUCGAGGCCUUUCUGCUGGAACUGACGUCGGCGCGGACGACGCUCGCCCUGAGCGUGGUGUUCGUGAUCAUCUACAUUCUCAGCUGGUGGUGGAUGGCGUUCGCCCUCAAGCAGGCCAAGGAUGACGGUAGCGUAUCCUUGCGGACGGUGCUGCUUCUGUCCGUGUUUGCAGCCGUGGAUAUCGCUGCCAGCACUGGCUUCGUCCUGCUACGAAUUAUUAUGUACGUCAUGCGAGACCGUCUCUACCCCAUGACGAUGCGAACGCCAUAUAUCACCGAAGCGGACCAAUUCGCUGCCUUCACCGCGCUGCGACUGGCGACACUAAAGUCAAGCUGCGGGACCACGGAUGUUCUCGUGUCUAUCGUUGUGGGCUUCCUGACCGGGCUACGGAUAUACAGCGUGGCUUGCGUCAUCUCAUUUUACAAGAAAGCCAAGAAUGGUGGCUUGAGCGCCUUUCGUAAAGAGCUGUCCAACAACGCGGACUACUUUUCUGAGAGGCUGGAGCGGCUGAAGGACGUCGAAGACUACGUACCUAAGCCUAUGAUAGCACCUAUGCAAAAUGGGCGCCACAAGUCCUCGUUCUACGUGAGCAGCCGUCCCGCAGGCGCAGGCGGCUCGGAGCGGGGCGGCAUCCUCGGCGCCGGAGUCGGCGGCGCGCGCCUGACAUGUGUCACGCCCACCGCUUCUACGGUAUGCGGCGGCGAGGAAAACCCUGAGGUGAAGAUCCAGGCGGCGGACAUGCCGCAGGAGAUGCAGCGCGCCGCUGUCGAGUCGGCCACGCAGGCCGUCAAGCUGUACUCGACCGAGAAGCACGUUGCCGAGAGUAUCAAGCAGGACUUCGACCAGAUGUUCCAGCCGACGUGGCACUGCGUGGUGGGGCGCAACUGGGGAAGCUGCGUCACCCACUCCAAGCAGUGUUAUGUGCGAAUGGCCUACCGGGACAUGACUAUCCUGCUCUAUCGCUCUAUCUAAGCGUCCGUGAAUCCGGCAUGGAACUGACGGGUUACACAGAUGCUUGCAAUGAUUUUCUUGGACAAACUCUCCGGCUAGCUAGUUAGAGCUGGGGUCUUGGGGGCCCGUGUUGGGACCAUUGAAUCCAAUGGGAAAAGGGGUAUAUUCCGCGUUCCUACGCGGGCCCCAUAGCCUGCCGUUCAUUUUUGGCAUGUGAGCACAAGAAAGUCUCGGCGCAUAGCCAGUCGCCUAAAUGAUCACCGGUGCUCCUUGUUCUCACUACUGCCGUGAAGUACCUGUCCCGUGAAGUCCCAUGCAGUUAGACACUGCCCUUAUAACCUAAAGCUACGUCAGCUUGUAUGUCGGCCACCCAGGACAAAUUGGUUCAGAAUUGGCCAAAGCUUUCUGGUGGGCAAAUGCUAUGAAUAAGGCCCCCGUUCACCAGCGCCAUCGUUGUCUCCAUAAACAAAGCGGUGCAGAGAGCGCCAACAGCGACGCAGAUUAGUGGGCGCAGCACCGCCCUGAAGCCCUGUCUAAGCAUUCUAUAAAUCUUAGAGAGGCAACAACGUUUGUGUGCUCGAGAAUUUUGUAUGAUAUGACGAGUCCAUUGGACCUUGCGCGCCUGCCGGAACCACUGGUCUGGUAGAAGAUAUGUUAAUGUUCCCGAAAACUAUUUACUUUGCACUAUGUGUAAAAAUGAUAUUUCACUUCAGUGACAUUUGUGCACGGAUAUGACUUUUCUGGUUUCCAGGCCCUUUAGUGCCGGACGCCUCUGAGUGGCAUUCAGUGAAUCUCAGUUUUUAGGGCUGAGCGUGUACGCUUUUAAUGCCUAGUGGACAGAUUAGAGUCACGCGUUCAUACAGUUUUGUGUAUUUGUAGCGUGGUGAAAACCAUACGGAUGUUGUUUCUUUCUCUGUGUGCAUGAAGUGCUUCUUUACCAGCAAAUGUACUGCGGUGUGGUUUGUGGAAGACUCCCUGCACGCAUGAUGUCUGAUGAGCACACAACACAGAAUGUAAUUUCUAAAAUCUCCUGACUAUAAAAUGGCUUUUGUAGAAGCAGUUGUUUGUGAUUGCAGUGAAUGCUUUCGCAGGGCCGUGUGAUUUUACUUGCUGAGUGCCUGCUCAUUGGGAAAUAAUGCGAUACGACAUGGCAUGACAUAACAUGUAGUUAGAGGCAAGUUCAUGCAUUAUAUCCAACACUAGUGUAUGUUGAGCUCAUGGAAACGAUACAACACUAUUUAUGUACUCUUCAACUGAAAGGCCACCACCACGAUCGCAACAAAUGACACAACCACUUCAGAUGCCUGGUGUGCAUGCAAGCUCUACAAUCAAUGCGAAAAAGUCAAGAGAACGUGCAGGCUAUGUGUAUAUACAACUUUGGAAUGUCACUCAGGUUCAACUGAACUGUAUCGCAGUAAGCGUUCCCUCCCCAAUAAUUCCUAAAUGUUAAAGAAACGAUGGACAUAAGAUUGUGUUUGCACCUUCGUAACAAUAGAAAGCGCAUGUCUGGAAAUAAUCGCACAGAAGAACUAGAACAAUAUUACCUUGGUUCUCGUAGGUUAUAUGCGUACACACACGUGUUCUAUCGUCCACACUCUUAUCAUGAUUGCUUGCGGUCCCACACUGUUGUGUACACAGCCACCAUAUUGCACAUGACAAUCUUAUUUGGUGCAAUGGCCACGGGGUGAGUGUUGUGUCUGUGUGUAUGACUGUGUUAAACUGACUGUUUAGGACUGUUAUGUGAUGAUGAUGAUGAUGAUGAUGAUGAUGUGGAGUUUAGUGGCGAAAGGGCCAGAGAUGGCCAAAGAGCGCCAGGGACUUUUUUUAUAAAUGUGUGAGUACUUCUUAUUUAGCCAGAAAUUGUUUGGAGCAAUAUACUUUGGAACGUGGACAUGUUGAGUGUGUUCUGUCAUAGUCGAGAAUAUUUAAUUAUUCAUAUUAAGUAACUGAAGACCGGACAUGUGUCCGGCACAGGUAUACAUGAGCAUAGCUAAAAAAAAGAGAGAAAUAGGUUGUAAGUCCCAUACAGCAGAAGAAGCCUUGACUUUUGUGUUGGUGACUCACGAAUACAUAUUCACUUUAGAAGUCUUAAUUUUUGAUGUAAUAACUUAUUUAUUGCUUCGAAUGCUUGAGUUCCUGGAACUUCGAAAUGUUCUUUUGAGUUGAAGUGUAAUACAGCGUGCACAAAAAUACAGCGUGCACAAAAUUUGUCAUAGACUUGGUCCCGUUUGUUUAACCACGUUUUAUAACACUCAUGUCAUUACAGGGGCGUACUAAUAAAGCAUUCCUUCCAAGCGUCACGAAGAUGAGAAUGAUUUCGUAGCGUGGGGUAAAGAAUAAAGCAGCUUGGAUUUUCGUUAACCAUA